AUGAUUUCCAGAAUACCGAUUCGAAUUAAACCAGUCAAUUUAUUAAGAUUUUACCUGGUAAAACCAAAAAAUGACGUUGUUAAAUUAUUGAGAUUAGCUAAACCAGAAUCAAAAUCAUUAUUUUUUGCAUUAAUAUGUCUUGGUAUAACUUCUGCGACUACAAUGUCAUUACCUUUAAUUAUUGGGAAAAUUAUUGACGAAGAUAAAGAUAAAAAGGUAUUUGGACUUUCAGAAAAACAAUUUUAUUCAUCAUUGGGGUGUGUAUUUAUUAUUGGUGCAACAGCAAAUUUUGGUAGAAUAUAUUUACUUCGAUCUGUUGGUGAAAGAUUAGUUGCAAGAUUAAGAUCAAGAUUAUUUUCAAAAAUAUUAUCUCAAGAUUCAUAUUUUUUUGAUGUUGGACCUAAUAAAAAGGGAAUGAAAACUGGAGAUUUAAUAUCUAGAGUUGCUAAUGAUUGUCAAAUAAUUUCAAAAAGUUUAUCCAUGAAUAUUAGUGAUGGUAUGAGAGCUAUAAUUAGUGGUUGUGUUGGUUUAACAAUGAUGUGGUGGGUUUCUUGGAAGUUAACAAUGUGUAUGAGUUUAAUGUUACCUCCUUUAUCAUUUAUGUCAUGGUUUUAUGGUAAAAAAAUAAAGAAAUUAUCAAAAUUAAUUCAAGAAAAUAUUGGUGAAAUGACAAAAGUUACAGAGGAAAAGUUUAAUGGGAUUAAAAUUAUUCAAUCAUUUUCACAACAAAAGCUUAUGGUACAUAAUUAUAAUCAAGAAAUUAAAAAAAUUUUUGAUUCAUCAAUGAGAGAAGCCAAAUAUAUGGGUUUUUUUUAUUCAAUAAAUGGAUUUAUUGGUAAUAUAACCAUGAUUGGAUUAUUAUUAAUUGGUACAAGAUUAAUUGGUGCUGGUGAAAUGACAAUUGGAGAUUUAUCAAGUUUUAUGAUGUAUGCUGUUUAUACUGGAUCUUCAGUUUUUGGACUCGGAAAUUUUUAUACAGAAUUAAUGAAAGGUAUUGGUGCUGCAGAAAGAGUUUUUGAAUUAGUUGAAUAUAAACCAAAGAUUAAUCAUUUUGGAGAAAAAGUGGAUAAUGUAAAUGGUGAUGUUAUAUUUAAAAAUAUAAACUUUAAAUAUCCAUCAAGAGAAGGACAUAUAUUUUCCAAUUUUAAUUUACAUAUAAAACAAGGUGAAAAUGUUUGUAUUGUUGGACCUUCAGGUUCUGGUAAAUCAACAAUAAGUCAGUUAUUACUUAGAUUUUAUGAUCCAAUAUCUGGUUCUAUCCAAAUUGGUGAUAAAUUUAUUGAUAAAUUGAAUUUAAAUAGUUAUAGAAGUCAUCUAGGUUACGUGCAACAAGAACCAUUAUUAUUUAGUGGUACUAUAAAGGAGAAUAUUCAGUUUGGAAUGGAUAAAGAUUUAACAGAAGCUUUAAAAUUAUCACAUUCAAAUUUUAUAGAUAAUUUACCAAAUGGAUUAAAUACUAUAAUUACAUCAGCUCAAUUAAGUGGUGGACAAAAACAGCGAAUAUCAUUAGCAAGGACAUUAUUAAGGGAACCUAAAAUAAUAAUUCUUGAUGAAGCAACAUCGGCUUUAGAUUCAAUUAGUGAAGAAAUGGUUAUGAAAAAUUUAUUAACAUUAAAUGAAAAGGGUGUUACUAUCAUAUCAAUAGCUCAUAGAUUAUCUACAAUUAAAAAUAGUGAUAGAAUAAUUGUAUUAAAUCAUGAUGGUGAAAUAGUAGAAGAUGGUAGUUUUGAAGAAUUAUAUAAUAAUAAAUCAAGUGAAUUUAAUAAAUUAUUAAAACAAAAGUAA
Insectozyma verbasci is the source of this 1785-nucleotide messenger RNA. NCBI's taxonomy places the organism in Eukaryota, Fungi, Ascomycota, Pichiomycetes, Serinales, Debaryomycetaceae. The record is from the annotation of a GenBank genome assembly.